Messenger RNA from Entamoeba dispar SAW760, 999 nucleotides. RefSeq names its product protein arginine N-methyltransferase 1, putative. NCBI's taxonomy places the organism in Eukaryota, Evosea, Mastigamoebida, Endamoebidae. Bases 1 to 999 code for a protein of 332 amino acids. Gene Ontology annotation, molecular function: protein-arginine N-methyltransferase activity. Gene Ontology annotation, biological process: peptidyl-arginine methylation. The transcript has a single exon. Gene Ontology annotation, cellular component: nucleus. The record is from RefSeq and is a predicted model, not a curated record.
AUGGAAUCAAAACAAUUUGCAGUUGAUCAAAAGAAAGCAGACUUAGAAUACUAUUGGGAUUCAUACUCUACAAUUAAUAUUCAUGAACAAAUGAUUAGUGAUUAUACUCGAACACAUACUUAUGAAAAAGCAAUUAAUGCUUGUAAUAUUAAAGGAAAGAUUGUUCUUGAUGUUGGAUGUGGUCUUGGGAUUUUAUCAUUAUUUGCUGCAAGAGCUGGUGCUAAACAUGUAUAUGCAAUUGAACGAGCUGCAAUUGGAGAAAAAGCAAUAGAAGUUAUCAAAAAUAAUGGGUUUGAAGAUGUUAUUACUGUUAUUCGUGGAAGAGUUGAAGAUAUUACAUUACCAGUUGAACGUGUUGAUGUAAUUAUUUCAGAGUGGAUGGGAUAUAAUUUAUUAUAUGAAUCAAUGUUAGGAUCAGUUCUUUAUGCUAGAGAUAAAUGGUUGAUAAAAGGUGGAUUAAUAUUACCUGAUAAAUGUACUAUGCAUAUCAAUGGUAUUGAAGAUCAAUGGUAUUAUGAUAAUAAAAUUAAUUUUUGGAGAAAUGUUUAUGGAUUUAAUAUGACUCCAAUGAGGGCUGAAGUAUUAAAAGAACCAUUAGUAGAAACUCUUAAUUCUUCUUCUAUUGUAACUUCUGAUGAUUGUAUAUUAACUAUUGAUAUUAAUACAAUGAAAUAUGAAGACCAAUGUUUUACUUCUCCUUUUAAAAUUAAAGCUUUUAGAGAAGAUUUUGUAUAUGGUUUUUCUACUUGGUUUGAUGUUUCAUUCCCUCAAAGUGGUGAAGUUCUUACAACAUCUCCUUAUCAAGUAGAAACACAUUGGCAUCAAUCAAUGUUUUAUCUUGAUGAACCAAUUACUGUUGCAGCAGGUGAAAUUAUUGAAGGAACUUAUUCAUUAAAAUUUAAUGAUAUUAAUCCAAGAUUCCUUGAUAUAGAAAUAUCCUUCAAUUUCCAUGGGGUGUUCCAUUCAGCAACAGGAACAAUGAAAUAUCAAAUGCAAUAA